Messenger RNA from Leucoraja erinaceus (little skate), 2170 nucleotides. RefSeq names its product centromere protein F-like. Gene Ontology annotation, molecular function: microtubule binding; dynein complex binding. Gene Ontology annotation, biological process: mitotic cell cycle; metaphase chromosome alignment; regulation of G2/M transition of mitotic cell cycle. NCBI's taxonomy places the organism in Eukaryota, Metazoa, Chordata, Chondrichthyes, Rajiformes, Rajidae. Gene Ontology annotation, cellular component: chromosome, centromeric region; nucleus; spindle pole. Bases 580 to 2037 code for a protein of 485 amino acids. The transcript is spliced from 11 exons. The record is from RefSeq and is a predicted model, not a curated record.
UGGCAGAGAAUUCCCACAGAUUCACAACUCUCUGGGUGAAAAGAUCUGUAUCUGUAUGUGGCUUCAUAGAGUCAACAUCAACAGACGAGGAGGAAACACAAGUUUAACAAAAAAAGCCUAUGACCUGUGAGAUACAUUUAUUUAUUUUUUUAAACUCGGAGCACAAGAAACAGGUAAAACCAGUUUCCAGCUUUGACUUAGUGAGCAAAUGUUCUCAUUUUUUAAACUCUGUUCCGAUCCUUGCCCUCAUCUGGAAUACAUCAGUUCCACGUCCGCUAAUACUCAUUCGUGAUAGAAAACCAGGCGACUGUUUUGUGGGCGGUUGCCAUGGCAACGAGGCAGGGCCCGGCCGGCCGAGCGGGCGGACAGCGUGCGUCAUGACGCACAAUCUCCGCCCUCCACCCGGCGCGGUGACGUCACCCAAUCAGUGCCCGCCGCGGAGAGUGAAGGCGAUACUGCAAUAAAACAAAAAAACAAACCAAAAACCCCAUCUAAUCUCGCCCAAACGCUUCACAAACCCCCCGAAGGAAACGCAAUCCAUAUACUCGGUCUCAUUGUCGAUGCUGCCUCCCUGCUGUCAUGAGUUGGGCGUUGGAAGAAUGGAAAUCGGAAUUAUCCAGCCGGGCCGUGCAGAAAAUAGCAGAGUACGAGAGCCAUGUGGAGAAGCUAAAGAAGGAACGGCAGCAGAAGCAGAUUCAGUUGGAUAGUUUAGAGGUUGCGUUCCAAAAACAAAAUCAAAAGCUCGAAGGUGAGAGGAACGAAAACUCGUCCUUGAAGAGAGAGGCGCAGAACCUGACAGAGGCCUGCGGGAAGCUAGAGAAGGCGCAGCGGAGGCUCAGCCACGAGAUUCAGGUGAAGGAGGCCCUGGUGUGCAGCCUGGAGGGCCAGCUGCUGGCAGCUAGGAACCAGAACGACAAACAGGAGCAAGAGAUCAAAAGGCUGGUGGCCGAGCUUGAACGAAGUCAAAGGGCCUCGACAACAACAUCAGAAUAUCAUCUCCUCCCUUCCUCGACUAAGAGUCACCCGGAGCUCAGCAGGGCACGCCAGGAUUCGAAACGGGAUGAACUGCAAGAGAAACACAGUCGGGAGGUAGAGGAGAGGAACCAGCUGGUUUCUGAAGUGAAGGCACUGAAGAUACAGGUUCAACAGUUGCAAUAUAGCAGCAACAAGAGCCACAGAGAAAAUGGGCCGCAGCAGAUUAGGGCCUCCACAUUCAGCUGGCAACAGGACAAAGCUUCCCCUCACUUGCCUGAAAGUCCCGCCAGGUCCCCUUCCUCCGUGUUUCCAUGGGAACAACCCAAGACGGCGCCCAACCACCAUCCCAGAAGCCCGCAGCCGAGCAACAACAAAACAAGCCACCUCUCAUCGGAUUCCAAGAACGACCAUCUUGCGGAGUCAGCCAGCGAGCAAAUGCAGGAGUUGAGAAAAGAAAAUCAAGUGUUGCAGUGCACCAUGUCCGAACUGGAAGUCUGGGUUCAGUCCCAGGAGAAGGAGAUCAAAAACCACCUGAACAAGUUGGAAGAAGCACAGUUGUUGCUGGAGAAAUCCAGGGGCGAGCUGGCGGUGAAGGAACAAGCUCUGAGCAAGGGCAAGGAUAGCCUGGAGAGGGCGGCAGUCCAGCAGGAGCAGACCAGAAACAAGUGUGUGGCUCUGGAGCAGAAGUUGAAGCAGGUUUCCGAGGAGCUGAACUGUCAGCGGCAGAACGCAGAGAGUGUUCGAUGCGGGAUGGAGCGAAGAGCAAAGAGCACGGAGAAAGAAUAUCAGCAGGAGCUGGCCGACCAGCAACGCACAUUUUGCAGCCUUGAACAUCAACACAAACAAGAGAGAAACCAAACGAGUCAGGAGAUUCAGCAGCUCAAGACCGAGCACCUGUCGUUACAGGCUAAAAUCAAUAAAAUGGAAGCAGGAAAACAGGUGGUGGAUCGAGAGCUGGAGGAAGUCAAAGGAAAACUUCACUGGGCCGAGAAGGAGCUUGCGGUUCACCAGAAGAAUGGGAACGAUCUUCAGGAAAACCUUCAGGCACGUCGGCAGAGAUAGAACUAUAUUGUAGCAAAGGUAGACACAAGAUGCUGGAGUAACUCAGCGGGACAGGCAGCGUCUCUGGAGAGAAGGAAUGGGUGACGUUUCGGGUCUCGACCCCAUUCCUUCUCUCCAGAGAUGCCGCUUUUCC